Meira miltonrushii is the source of this 768-nucleotide messenger RNA. RefSeq lists its product as uncharacterized. The record is from RefSeq and is a predicted model, not a curated record. The transcript has 3 exons. NCBI's taxonomy places the organism in Eukaryota, Fungi, Basidiomycota, Exobasidiomycetes, Exobasidiales, Brachybasidiaceae. Bases 1 to 768 code for a protein of 255 amino acids.
AUGUCCGAAUUCUUAUUCCAACGCUAUCUUUGUUCAUCGUACCACCUGUACAGUCAUCUUCUACACAGUCAAAAAGCUUUCAAGGCAAGAAUGAUUAUCGGGGAAAGGGGGUUGAUGCUGAUAAACAUCCGAGGUUGCGCUGGUUCGCCAAGAAAAUCUCGUAAAAAGCAGUUGAACAAUUUAGACGACGUGACUCAGCAACAGUCGAAUCAGAUCGAUGGUACUCCUCGAUUCGGGACAGAGUCUGAAGUUACAAGUUUAGAGUCAUUAUCCCUUACAUUUUUUUCUACCUUUCUAUCGCCUCUUCUGACACAGCUUUUGUCAGACCCGAUCAUGCAAGCAUCUGUGAAAAUGCAUUUUGCAUUCCUAUAUAUACCUCUAGGUUUGCUUUUGCGGCGACUAGUGAAAGACUACUUAUGCUUUGUUGUCAUCAUGCGAAUGAAGCUUGUCGUUUUGAUCAUUGUUUGGUCAAUCUUUACCCCGUCAAUCAAUUGUGCUACAAAUGUUCAAACUCACGAACAAGAAAUAAACCAAAGAGUAACAAAAGUAGCAACCAAAAUUCAAACAAGAGCAGACAAGAAUUGGAAAAAAGCCGAUCAAUGGUUUAAGCUUCGUGAUCGUUGCUUCCCACCGAUUAGUACGUUCUGUAAUCAUAUGGCUAAUCUACGCGGUAAACAAGCUCAAAAAGAUACGAUUAGGUCAUUGGCUUUGCAGAAAGGGAUGAACGAUCGUUUGAAGCAAGCUCACCCAAAUUCAUCUCAUGGUUGA